UUCCGGCCAUCUAGGGUUAGGGCUUUAGGAGAUCCAAUGAAGAUCACUGUCAUGACGUCGGACGAGCGCUUCGUGUCGCUGGACGUCGAUGCCGAUGAGCUGGUUGAAAACGUCAAGGCGCUACUGGAAGUGGAGACGCAAAUUCCGCUCCACCAGCAGCAGCUAUUGCACCACGGCAGGGAGCUCCCCAACUCUCACAAGCUCAAUGCCGCGGGAAUCGUGGACAAUGACCUGCUCAUGCUUGUGGCGGCGGCCCCUCCUCCAACAAGCACCAGCGGCUCGGGAGGAGGCAAUGAGAUGGCUCUCAAUGCCGAUGGCUCCGCUGUAAACCCGUCGGCCUUCAUGAGCCGCUUGAAGCGGGAUCCACAGGCCAUGAAGUUCCUGUUUGAGAGAAACCCAGACAUAGCGGGCGCGGUGCACUCAAACAACGUCUCGGCGCUCCAGGGCUUUCUCAGGCAGGUCCACCAACAGAAGCUGGAUCUUCAACGGCGUCAGCAAGAGGAGAUUGCACUGAUGAAUGCCGAUCCGUUCGAUUUAGAUGCACAAAAGAGAAUAGAGGAGAGUAUACGUCAGAGAAACAUAGACGAAAACUGGGAAGCAGCCGUGGAGCACAACCCCGAAGCAUUUGCCAGUGUCAUAAUGCUUUACGUGGACAUGGAAGUGAAUGGCUUUCCCCUGAAAGCUUUUAUUGACAGUGGAGCGCAAAUGACCAUAAUCUCAAGGACUUGUGCAGAACGCUGUGGGCUGUUGAGACUCUUGGACAAGCGCUAUGUAGGUGUUGCCAGGGGCGUGGGUCAAACGGAAAUCGUGGGAAGGAUUCAUGUAGCUCCUCUCAAGAUAGGAGAUCAUUUCUAUCCUUGCUCGUUCACAGUUUUGGACCAGCCUAAUCCUGAAUUCAUCUUUGGCCUUGACAUGCUACGCAAGCACCAGUGCUCCAUUGAUCUCAAGGAUAACGUGCUUAGAGUUGGAGGCGGUGAGAUUGCAGUACCAUUUCUUCAAGAGAAAGACAUUCCGAGGCAUUUCCAUCAAGACGAAGUGAAACCAUCAGCAAGCACAAGCGUGCUUCCGGCUCCAGCAGCGGCGGCUCCUCAGGCAUCGUCCGAUUUGGAAGCCAAAGCGACGCGGUUGAUGGCACUGGGCUUUGACCGCCCAUCGGCGUUGGAAGCGCUGCGGCUAUGUAAUGGCAACGAAGAGCAAGCAGCCAGUUAUUUAUUUGGCGGAUAGUCUCAUAAGCUGGGCUUUCCAUUUCCUGUUUUUAGGGUUUAGGGGAAGAAGGAAAAAGAGUCGGUGAUGGAA
Messenger RNA from Selaginella moellendorffii, 1296 nucleotides. RefSeq names its product protein DDI1 homolog 2-like. The coding region runs from base 37 to 1224 and encodes 395 amino acids. Lineage: Eukaryota; Viridiplantae; Streptophyta; Lycopodiopsida; Selaginellales; Selaginellaceae. Gene Ontology annotation, molecular function: aspartic-type endopeptidase activity; protein binding. Gene Ontology annotation, biological process: proteolysis. The transcript has 13 exons. The record is from RefSeq and is a predicted model, not a curated record.